Messenger RNA from Spinacia oleracea (spinach), 849 nucleotides. RefSeq names its product FCS-Like Zinc finger 3. The record is from RefSeq and is a predicted model, not a curated record. NCBI's taxonomy places the organism in Eukaryota, Viridiplantae, Streptophyta, Magnoliopsida, Caryophyllales, Amaranthaceae. The transcript is spliced from 2 exons. The coding region runs from base 151 to 471 and encodes 106 amino acids.
UCUUUAUAAGAUGACCUAAGUGGCCAUAUUUAUUUUCUUACUUGUACUUCUUACAUUUUUCUCAAUCAUUUUCUCCAGCAAAAUAAUCAGUUUCCCAGCUUCUUCUUCUUUUUCUUGAUUGAACCAACAACAAAAGAAGAAGAAAAUAAAAUGGCAUCAUUUGCUAAACAAAGAUCUUCUAAUUCAAGAGUUUCAUUUUAUGCCGGAAGUGAAGAUUUCUACAAUCAUCAACAACCUCAUUUUCUCGAUUCGUGUUUUCUUUGCAACAAACAACUCAAACCCAAUCAUGACAUCUUUAUGUACAGGGGAAAUACACCAUUUUGUAGUGAUGAAUGCAGACAAGAUCAGAUAGAGAUAGAUGAAGCAAAGGAAAGACCUUGCAGGAAUCUAAGGACCCUAAGAAAAACGGACACCCCUACAAAAUCCGGGUCUAAAAGAACUGUACGGACUGGAACUGUUUCUGUGGCCUGAAGUUUUUAUCAGAUCAUAAAUCUCCUCAAAUCUUGCUAUCUUUUUUUUCCAUGAUUUUUUUUUACCUAAUAAUUUGGGGGAAAAAAUAAUAAUAAUUCAAGCAGUGACUAAAAAUAUUAACAUAGAUACUUAGAUAAUAAUUAAAUGCUGUAAUUUUGGUGUGAUCUGCUAGAAAUGUUUUUAUAGGGAAUUACAUUACUACCCUCACAAAGUGGGGAAAAAGUGUAUGUACUAUGUUUGAGAUGAGCACAAAGGGAAAGAGAAACAAGAUAUGAAGGAGAACAAUUUUGUAAUUUUAUCUUUUCUUUUUUAACUGGAUGUGGAUGUUUUUGAGUUUGAUGGAAUAUAAUGCUUUUGAGUAUUUUGAUUUUUGAUCUA